This is a messenger RNA of Amphibalanus amphitrite, 3322 nucleotides long. Its product is annotated as polyadenylate-binding protein 4-like. NCBI's taxonomy places the organism in Eukaryota, Metazoa, Arthropoda, Thecostraca, Balanomorpha, Balanidae. Gene Ontology annotation, cellular component: ribonucleoprotein complex; cytosol; nucleus. The coding region runs from base 285 to 2246 and encodes 653 amino acids. The transcript has 5 exons. The record is from RefSeq and is a predicted model, not a curated record. Gene Ontology annotation, molecular function: mRNA 3'-UTR binding; poly(A) binding; poly(U) RNA binding.
AAAACCGAAAUCAAAAGAAACUUGUAAAGUAAUUACGGAAAACAUCAGUACUACUUGUUCUGCCCAUGCGCCUAUUUUGAUCUGCGCAUGCGCAGUUUUAAGAACAACAAAACAAAUCUGGCUCGUGCGGCGCCAUCAUUCUGCUGUAGAGAAGGGUGGGUGAGGCGUGUGGAGCGCCUAGCGUUCUCACCCUUUACUCACUUUUGUGUAAAAACAAAAAAUACAAAAAAUAGCUCAACAAGUAAACCCUAUUGUGGCUUAGUUCCGAACCCCAGCCAGAGAAGAUGAACUCAGCAGGCCAAAACUAUCCCAUGGCGUCUCUGUACGUCGGGGAUCUUCACCCUGACGUUACCGAAGCUAUGCUGUUUGAGAAGUUUUCGACUGCUGGACCAGUGCUAUCCAUCCGUGUCUGCAGGGACAUGAUCACAAGACGUUCACUGGGAUAUGCAUACGUUAACUUCCAGCAGCCCGUUGACGCCGAGCGCGCCCUGGACACGAUGAAUUUCGACGUGGUGAAGGGUCGUCCGAUCCGCAUCAUGUGGUCCCAGCGCGACCCGUCGCUGCGCCGCUCCGGCGUCGGCAACAUCUUCAUCAAGUCGCUGGACAAGUCGAUCGACAACAAGGCCAUGUACGACACGUUCUCGGCCUUCGGCAACAUCAUGAGCUGCCGCGUGGCCACCGACGAGAACGGCGUCUCCAAGGGCUACGGCUUCGUCCACUUCGAGACCGAGAAGGCCGCCACUGAGGCCAUCGACAAGGUGAACGGUAUGCUGCUGAACGGCAAGAAGGUGUUCGUCGGCCGCUUCAUCCCGCGCAAGGAGCGUGAGAAGGAACUGGGUGAGAAGGCCCGCCGCUUCACCAACGUCUACGUCAAGAACUUCGGCACCGAGCUGGACGAGCAGAAGCUGAGGGAGAUGUUCGAGAAGUUCGGCACCAUCUCCAGCCUGAAGGUCGUCACCGGCGAGGACGGCACCUCCAAGGGUUUCGGCUUCGUCAGCUUCGAGGAGCCCGAAUCUGCCGAGGCAGCUGUCAACGAGCUCAACAACAAGGAGCUGAACGGCAAGACGCUCUACGUCGGCCGCGCCCAGAAGAAGGCCGAGCGCCAGCAGGAGCUCAAGCGCAAGUUCGAGCAGAUCAAGCUGGAGCGCAUGAACCGCUACCAGGGCGUCAACCUGUACGUCAAGAACCUGGACGAUGGGAUUGACGACGAGCGUCUGCGCCGCGAGUUCGCCCAGUUUGGCACCAUUACCAGCGCGCGCGUCAUGAUGGAGGACGGACGCAGCCGGGGCUUCGGCUUCGUCUGUUUCUCGUCGCCCGAGGAGGCCACCAAGGCCGUCACUGAGAUGAACGGCCGCAUCGUGUCGUCCAAGCCGCUGUACGUGGCGCUCGCCCAGCGCAAGGAGGACCGCAAGGCGCACCUGGCCAGUCAGUACAUGCAGCGCAUGACGGGCAUGCGGAUGCCGGGCGUGAGCCCCAUGUUCCAGGCGGGCGCCGGCGGCUACUUCGUGCCGACGAUGCCGCAGGCGGCGCAGCGGUUCUACCCGCCGGCGCAGAUGGCGCACCAGAUGCGGCCCGGGCCGCGCUGGCAGCAGCCGGCCGGCGGACAGAUGCGGCUCGGUGGACAGCCGCAGCCGGCGGGCAUGCCGGCGGCGCCGUUCCGCGCGCAGACGCCGCGCCAGCCGACUCCGGCCGGCGUGAUGCGCGGCAUGCAGGCGCCGUCCCGCCCCAUCACGGGCCAGCAGCCGAUGCUGCCGGCCGGCAUGCAGGCGCGCGCCAUGGCGCCCCAGCCGGCCCACCUGGCGCAGCAGCGACCCAACAGCUACAAGUACACGCCCAACAUGCGUAACCCGCCGCAGGCGCCGCUUUCGGCCGUGGCGCAGUCGUCGAUGGCGCCGCAGCCGCUGGCGCAGCCGGCCGUGCGCGUCCAGGGCCAGGAGCCGCUGACGGCCAGUAUGCUGGCCGCCGCCCCGGAACAGGAGCAGAAACAGAUGCUCGGCGAGCGUCUCUACCCCAUGAUCCAGCGCAUGUACCCGGAGCUGGCCGGCAAGGUGACCGGCAUGCUGCUGGAGAUCGACAACUCCGAGCUGGUGCACAUGCUGGAGCACCACGAGUCGCUCAAGGGCAAGGUGGACGAGGCGGUGGCCGUGCUGCAGGCCCACCAGACCAAGGCGGCCGCUGCUGCCGCUGCCGCUGCCGCUGGUGCCCCGGAGGCGGCCCAGGCUGCUCCCGUCGCUGCCAAGGAGUAAAAACCUGACGGACGGCUGGCGGUCAGUCUCUGGCCGAUCAGCCGACCGGCGGACGUGUAUAAAAAUAGUAAAACCCAGAAGAAAAAUGUAAAAAGAAAACGUUGGCAAUAUGCCGAGAGGUGUGAUCGGUUGGGGUUCGGAACUUAGCCGCAAGUGAGUGUGUAGGUAGCGGGCGUCUGCUCGGCGGCGGCAGCUGAGGUUGGUGGUGGGUCACCGCCGGCGGCCGCCGCCGCCGCCGACUGGCGUCCCGCGGCGCCGGCCGACCGGCGGGGUCCGGCGGGCCGCCGACUCUGCCGGCCGGCCGGCGCGCCCUGCUUCUGUCCUGUCCUCCACCCACUCUGCCAUAGUCACUGUAGCGCCGACGAGCGCCCUGGGACCAUGGCGUCCACGCUGGCGCCGCAUCCAGAGAGAAAAUCGCCAAAAAAAUCGCAAAAGGAAAAAGAACGAUCGGCGAGGGGCCGGCGCGCGGGACAAACUGUCCGCGGCGGCGGUGUCGCGGAGCGCGGCGCCGCCGGCCGCGCGCGCCGGCCCCUGCCGUGAUCAGUAGUGUCGUGAGAUGUCGUAUAACACCAAAUUGGUUGCUUCCGGACGGCGGAGGGCACGCCCGCGCCGUCCCCCCACUCCUAGACGAGUGGUGCCGCCUUUCUGUUGGCCAGAGCCCCCGCUCCCGGCCGAGACGAUAGAGCUAGCUGGCUCACUUUCGAGCUGUUUACCGCGUCAUUGCCCACCAAGAUGAUACGUGUGUAUAAAAUGAUAAAACAUCUUUUUUAUAAAAAGCUCAAAAUAGCUCUCGCUUAGGGAGAUUGAGAAAAGCUCAUAACAGAAAGUGCCAGAAAACCCUCGAACAAUAAAAAAAUAAACCCGACGACUGAUUGCUCGUCCUUUCACCAGCGCCUUGCGUGACGCGCGGGGUGGCAGUGACGACCACCGGGUCACUUACCUUCGGUACAGCGCGCCUGUGGCCGACCCCCGCGUUGUAUAUACUUCCUCCUCUGUUCUGUGCUUAUGUGGUUACUCUUCUUCGCCGUCUUAUGUUUUGACGUUCCUUCGUUUCGAAAAUAAACUUUCUUAUCUAA